AAGCUUGUCGUUUUUAUUUGGCGAUAUUUUGCUUGAGUCGUUUUGGUUUUGAUCCUUAUCAGUUUACAAUUAACGUUAAUUUUUGUUCAUUGACCGUUUUUGUCCUUUUCUCAUCAGUUUACAAUUAACGUUAAUUUUUUCUCAUCAGUUUACAACUGCCGCUGUUAUUUUAUCGUGAAAAUGUCGGCCAAGAAUUAACGUUAAUUUUGCUUGAUUGGUGGUCUUGGCAGCUGACACUGAGUGUUGUGAGAUGGAGAGGGGUAAGAGGUGGUGGAGGGUGAAACAGAAGGAGGACUUGGCGUCCCUUCUGCGGAAAUCAUGGUACCAUCUGAGGUUGUCGGUGCGAGACCCGUGUCGGGUUCCAACGUGGGAUGCCAUUGUGCUCACCGCCGCUAGCCCCGAACAAGCUCAAUUGUACAACUGGCAGCUGGAGCGGGCCAAGCGGAUGGGUCGGAUCUCUGCCUCCACCGUCACCCUCGCCGUCCCCGACCCUCUCGGCCAAAGGAUCGGAUCCGGCGCCGCCACUCUCAAUGCCAUCCAUGCCCUCGCUCGCUGCAUUAAUACAAAUGUUUUUCUUUUGGCGAAGAAGCAUAUACUGUUGCUGCAUGCUGGAGGUGAUUCAAAACGGGUUCCGUGGGCAAAUCCUAUGGGGAAAGUGUUCCUGCCGCUUCCUUAUUUGGCUUCAGAUGACCCUGAUGGCCCCGUUCCCCUUCUCUUCGACCAUAUACUUGCUAUUGCUUCUUGUGCAAGACAAGCUUUUGGAAAUCAAGGUGGAAUGCUAACCAUGACUGGUGAUGUACUCCCAUGUUUUGAUGCAUCCCUUAUGACUCUUCCUGUGGACACUUCUUGCAUCAUCACUGUUCCAAUCACCCUUGAUGUUGCUGCAAACCAUGGAGUAAUUGUUGCGGCUGAAACUGAGCAUUCAACUCAAAGUUAUGCAGUCAGUUUAGUAGACAAUCUCCUGCAGAAACCUUCUGUAGAUGAGCUAGUUAAAAGUAAGGCAGUUUUAGCUGAUGGUAGAACACUUCUUGAUACUGGAAUAAUAGCAGUUAGAGGUAAGGCAUGGUUGGAGCUUGUUACACUCGCAUGUUCCUGCCAGCAAAUGAUUUCAGAGCUCCUGCAGAGCAAAAAAGAGAUGAGUUUAUAUGAAGAUCUGGUUGCUGCCUGGGUACCUGCAAAGCAUGAGUGGCUGAGAAAGCGUCCUUUGGGUGAAGAACUGGUCAAUAAAUUGGGAAAGAGGAAGAUGUUCAGCUACUGUGCCUAUGAUCUGUUGUUCUUGCAUUUUGGCACCUCGAAUGAAGUUUUAGAGCAACUUAGUGGUGUUGGUUCAGAACUGGUUGGUAGAAGACAUCUAUGUUCUAUUCCAGCAACCACUGCAUCUGAUAUUACAGCAUCUGCUAUUAUUCUUUCUAGUAAAAUUGCUCCUGGUGUCUCAAUUGGGGAAGAUUCUCUCAUAUAUGAUUCAUCCAUUUGUGGUGGAAUACAUAUUGGCUCCUUAUGUAUAGUGGUUGGUGUGAAUAUCUCUCUAGACAACCUUUUAAGUGUUGAAAAUUCAAUCAAGUUCAUGCUUCCAGAUCGCCAUUGUCUUUGGGAGGUUCCCUUGAUUGGAAAUAGGGAGCUGGUCCUAGUAUAUUGUGGCCUUCAUGAUAACCCCAAAAGUUCACUUUCUAAAGAUGGUACAUUUUGUGGGAAACCUUGGAAGAAAAUUUUACAUGAUUUAGGUAUUCAAGAAAGUGACUUAUGGGGCUCCUCAGGCCCUGAAAAGUAUUUAUGGAAUUCAAAAAUUUUCCCCAUACUUCCUUAUGCCCAAAUGGUCGAGGUAGCAAUGUGGUUGAUGGGCUUAGCCAAUGAAAAAAGUGAAUCCAUGCUUCCUUUAUGGAAAUAUUCCCGGCGCAUCAGUUUGGAGGAAUUGCAUAGAUCAAUUGAUUUUUCAAGAAUAUGUAUAGAUUCUAGUAAUCAUCAAGCUGAUCUUGUGGCGGGAAUUGCAAAAGCUUGCAUCAGCUAUGGAAUGCUGGGGCGCAAUUUGUCGCAGUUAUGCGAAGAAAUUCUUCAAAAGGAGGGUUCUGGAGUUGAAAUAUGUAAGGAAUUCUUAGCUAUGUGUCCAAUAGUUCAGGAGCAAAACUCUAAUAUACUUCCCCAAAGCCGGGCAUAUCAGGUGCAAGUUGAUCUUCUUCGUGCUUGCAAUGAUGAAGGGAUGGCAUGCGAGUUGGAGCACAAAGUUUGGGCUGCUGUGGCUGAUGAAACUGCGUCAGCAGUAAGAUAUGGAUUCAAAGAACAUUUAUCAGAGUCUCCUGGUAGCAUUUCCUGUCAGGAGUUCCAGAAUAAUCAUCAUGAUAACUGCACUCAUCUUCCUUUCCAUCCUAGAAGGGUAAAAGUAGAAUUACCAGUUCGCGUAGAUUUUGUUGGGGGUUGGAGUGAUACCCCUCCAUGGAGCAUUGAACGUGCUGGAUGUGUUUUGAAUAUGGCAAUAAGCUUGGAAGGUUCUCCUCCAAUUGGCACCAUCAUAGAGACAACUAAAGCAGAAGGAAUAUUAUUUACUGAUGAUGCAGAGAACCAGUUAUUUGUUGGAGAUUAUAAGUCUAUUUGCGCACCAUUUGAUGGAGAUGACCCAUUUCGGCUGGUCAAAUCUGCAUUACUUGUGACUGGAAUUAUUCAUGACAACAUUCUUGUAGAUAUGGGCAUGCACAUCAAAACAUGGGCCAAUGUCCCCCGGGGCAGUGGAUUGGGUACUUCUAGUAUCUUAGCUGCUGCAGUGGUUAAAGGGCUUCUCCAAAUAAUUGAUGGGGAUGACAGCACGGAGAAUGUUGCUAGACUUGUUUUAGUGUUAGAACAACUUAUGGGUACUGGAGGUGGCUGGCAGGACCAAAUAGGGGGUUUGUACCCAGGGAUUAAAUGUACUUCGAGCUUUCCUGGAAUUCCACUGCGGCUUCAAGUUGUCCCUCUUUUGGCUUCACCUCAGUUGAUUUCCGAGUUGCAGCAACGGCUUCUUGUGGUAUUUACUGGUCAAGUUCGACUUGCACAUAAGGUGCUGCAGAAGGUGGUUGUUAGAUAUCUUCGCCGGGAUAACCUUCUUGUGUCGAGCAUCAAGCGCCUUGCUGAACUGGCGAAGAUUGGGAGAGAAGCUUUGAUGAACUGUGACGUAGAUGAACUUGGUGAGAUCAUUCUGGAGGCUUGGAGAUUGCAUCAGGAACUUGACCCUUACUGCAGCAACGAGUUUAUUGACAGACUAUUUUCUUUUGCCACUCCUUACUGCUGUGGCUACAAGCUGGUUGGAGCUGGUGGUGGGGGCUUUGCCCUGUUACUUGCAAAAGAUGCACAGCUUGCCAAGGAACUGAGGCGGAGACUAGAAGAUGAGAAACAUUUUGAAGUCAAAGUAUAUGAUUGGCAGAUAUUCCUAUAGUGCUAGAAUGAGUUGUAUUGUUGUUGAUCCAAUUUAUUUUACCAUUCUUUGUAUAUUCUACCCAUAUAUUGAAUUGGGGUCCGUUCUCUUGAGAGAGAUUAUAUCUCUUAAUGUAUUCUUACUGAAUAAGAUCUGUUAUUCUUAAGGACUUAAUUAUGUUUAUCUUAUUUGUAUUUUAAAAUAUUUAACAUGA
Messenger RNA from Glycine soja, 3593 nucleotides. Its product is annotated as bifunctional fucokinase/fucose pyrophosphorylase-like. Bases 251 to 3400 code for a protein of 1049 amino acids. The record is from RefSeq and is a predicted model, not a curated record. Gene Ontology annotation, biological process: GDP-L-fucose salvage. Lineage: Eukaryota; Viridiplantae; Streptophyta; Magnoliopsida; Fabales; Fabaceae. Gene Ontology annotation, molecular function: fucokinase activity; ATP binding. The transcript is spliced from 6 exons.